AUGAAUAUGAAUUUGCGAGAGUUGCUCUCGAACAGCGCCGACCUGCGAGAAGUUAUCUCAAGCGCUAAUUAUUCAAGUAAGGCAAUGCAAAAGGGGUAUCGCGUAACAAUGCAGCAACGGAAAGGCUCAUCACUUAUCGUCAUGAUUAUGGGUAUAAUGCUAAUUUUCUGCAUGAUCAGUUGGUCAAAAUCAGCUGCAUCUUCGAGGAUGGAAAAGCUCUCCGCUUUUCGCAUACUUCCUUUACAUGAGUGGGUGCGUGGAUCAAGGAAUAGCCUCCACCCAAAAGUGGCGGAAGCUUACGAUAUUUGGCACAAAUGCAUCAGCGACAUUUUACUCCCGGUUCUUGACAAUCCCAAACAGUUAUGGUCCUCGUUUCGCGGUGCUGUGAAUACCUGUUAUUCUAACACACCUAUGAAGAAAAUAAAUUUGACAGGAGUUCGUAACAAGGACGAGUUCAAAGUUCAUAUCUUCAACAUUACGGAGGAGAGCCCUUCAACAAUCAUCACUCUGGGAGUUGGAGGAGAUGUGCUCGCAGAACAAAGGCUGAAGGAACGCUUACCAAAUGAAACACUUUUCUAUGGUGCCGAUCCGAUUUACGAAGAAAACGGUCGUCUUUAUUCAACAGUAGGACAAUUCUUUCCGGUGGCGGUCGGGAACGAAACAAAACUAACGAGAGCAUAUGUCAUGCCGAAUCUUUCAAACGGAAAGUAUGAGUUCCGUACUAUGCUGCAUCUCGACGUUAUCACAUUCCUAAAAGAUCUGACGCAAACUCAUUUUAUCGAUCAGCUUUUAAUGGACAAUGAAGGUGAGGCGUUAUCGCCUUCGUCAGAGCCUGGAAAAAUCAAAGCCAUUUGUGAUUUAUCCUCUCAAGCGCCCUAUCACCCUACAGAAAGCAUCCAAACGAUAGGCAAACUCAAACAGCAACACAUUGCCCUUUCUGAGCGGUCUGUGCGCGCCUGGUUCCAGCGCUUCAAAGCCGGAAACAAGAAACUCGAAGAUGAGCCUCGCUCUGGUCGACCGACUGCAAUGUCGUUCGACGAACUGAAGAAUCUGGCGGAGCAGCAUCCAAAUGAAGGUAUGCGGUAUCCUGCUGCCAGUAUUCGCUGUUCGCUGUCCUCUGCUCGAAGCCACAGAUUCGACACCAUUAUCACUGCAGAUGAAAAAUGGGUCCUCUACGUCAACCACACCAAUAAACGUGCGUGGUGCGCUGGCGAUGAAAUGCCGGAUCCUUUCGUGAAAGCACGACAGUUACUGCCGAGGUCUUCUACGCUCAACUGCAAAGACUGGCCUCAAGAUCCGCAAGGAGCACCCGGAGCUCAACAAGAUUCGCCUGCUGCACGAUACAUCGCGAAGAAGACUUCCCAGAAAAUUCUGGAGCUCGGAUGGGAAGUUCUACCGCACCCACCGUACAGCCCGGACCUGGCCCCGAGCGACCACCUCUUCCGAUCGCUUCAGCAUCACCUGGAAGAGAAGCGCUACGAUGAUCGUGACCACCUCGAAAAUGACCUUCGUGCUUUCUUCGCCUCCAAGUCGCCGGAGUUCUACGCCAAAGGAAUCCGUGAUCUUGUGAGACGUUGGCAGAAGGUUGUCGAUGUUGAUCGUCGAAUAAUAAAAUGUCCUGAAUAUGAUCUUUUGCCGAUGAUGGGGGUCAGACGUGAAUUCGACGAAAAUGAUAUAAUUGUUUGUCAAAUCAACGCUGAGAUUCAUCGUGGUCAUACCCAAUUCGAAGAACGUUUUGCUAACGUUAUACGAGGUAUUUUAAACGACCGUCGUUAUGCUAUUCUUAAGUGUUUCUAUCUUUUCCCAUAUCUUCAAAGGACUGGAAAUUUUGCGAAUUACAUCGGAUUUUAUGCCUGCUCUGCCAAGAUUAUUCCCUCUUCGGCAUGCAAUUUCGUAGCAGAUGAGCUGCAUAAGGAGCUCUCAUGA
Molecule: messenger RNA, 1926 nt
Organism: Necator americanus (New World hookworm)
Lineage: Eukaryota; Metazoa; Nematoda; Chromadorea; Rhabditida; Ancylostomatidae
Exons: 14
Coding region: 1-1926 (641 amino acids)
Molecular function (GO): nucleic acid binding
Source: RefSeq, a predicted model, not a curated record